AUGUCAUCUGGCUACGAGAUGGGCAUCGACACGUCGCGUCGCAAUGUCAAGCCGCGCCCAUUAACAGACAAUGAGCGAGCGCGCCUGGAAGAGUUUCUUGAGUCGAUUCAUUACUCCUCUCGAUACUCGGAUAGCGAAUUCGAAUACCGACACGUGCAGCUGCCGAAGGCCAUGCUGAAGGCUAUACCCAAGGAGUACCACGAUUCCUCAAAGGGAACACUGAAGCUGCUCUGGGAGGACGAGUGGCGGUCAAUGGGCAUCACCCAGAGUCUCGGCUGGGAACAUUAUGAAGUACACGAACCCGAGCCGCACAUCCUGCUCUUCAAGUACGUUGUGCAUUGGACCCCUCCCCUUCACGCCCCUUCGCCACCGGUCCUGGCGGUCCUGGCGGUCCUGGCGCGGGCACGCGAUCAGCUAACCUGUGCAACAGGCGGCCACUCAACUACCAACCACCUGCGCAAUGAAGGCAGCAUGACCACAAUGGCUGCAAUGCUACGACAACAUGUGUAUCUUAUCUCGCAUUCCACAACUGCAUAG
Messenger RNA from Diaporthe amygdali, 537 nucleotides. Its product is annotated as cyclin-dependent kinase regulatory subunit. Gene Ontology annotation, molecular function: histone binding; protein kinase binding; cyclin-dependent protein serine/threonine kinase activator activity. The transcript is spliced from 3 exons. Gene Ontology annotation, biological process: regulation of mitotic cell cycle. The record is from RefSeq and is a predicted model, not a curated record. Bases 1 to 537 code for a protein of 178 amino acids. Gene Ontology annotation, cellular component: cyclin-dependent protein kinase holoenzyme complex; SCF ubiquitin ligase complex. Lineage: Eukaryota; Fungi; Ascomycota; Sordariomycetes; Diaporthales; Diaporthaceae.